AUGCGACCUCUGAGCACUGCGAACGGCAUCCGCAGCCUUUGCAAGACCCGGCUAUCUCCCACGACGACCACUGCGGCUUGCUUUCAUUCAUCCACGCAACUUCGAGAAAGGACAAGACCACGGGUUCACACCAAGAAGAAGCCGGAGCCGCCAAAACCAGGUCCCUGGUGGAAACCUUUUGAGGUCACGAACGUAGUCUUGGAUCUCGACAGCUAUGAAAGCAGCUACACGCGACCUUACGAUGAAGCCGAGGAAGAGGCUCAGUCUCAGAAGUGGGCUCUGAACCCUCGGAGAGAAGGCAUGAAGCAGCGCAUCGACGAAUUCAAUGUCGGUCGUGAAGCGGCAAAGGCGAGGUUCGACGAGGUUAGCCAGAAGGCGUGGCAGCCAUGGCGUGUGUCGGAUCUGGACAUCAUGACUGCCGCUCUCAGAGGCGCUCCGACACAAUCGGUGCCCCAGACCGGGGUUGAGGGGUUUCAACAAAAAGUCGUGGAGAGAAACGGUAUCCCGACGACUGUCUAUCGGAAUGACCAGCGGCUAUUGGAAUGGCUGAUCCACCGCAAGCCCCAGACUCUGGCACUGCGAACGAACGCGGAUGUGCUCACACGCCUGCUCGAGGAACAGACAACUUCGGAGGGCUUUCACGAGGUGCUAUCAAGAUUACUCACCUCGAAAGAGAGCGCCGAGUUCCUUUCCAACUACGCAUUCAUCAUCGGAAAAGUCAUAUCAGAUGCGCUUGACGACCGUCUUGCGCGACCUCUCGCGCUUUUGCCCCUUCUGAACAGUCUCUUGCUUCGCUGCGACGCGAAGAAUUAUGCCCUCGGCCCACAGCUUUGCACCGUCGGAAUGAAGAUGUCAGCGGAAGCCUUUCGUCUGAAGGCACUGAAGUUGUAUCUUGAUCACGUCUUUAAGCAUCACCAUGUCAUCUCGCCAACGACUGUCAUCGAAAUACUGCGCCCCCUACAUAAAGUCGUUGUUCAAGGACGAUCAGAGGACAGCGGACAGCUUGCCGAGGAUGCCGGAACGGAUCGUUCUGCACAAUCAAUUAGAACGCCGGCCUUCGAACUGCUUCUUUUUCAUCUUCUUGUGGGAAAGACUAAAAAGACCAAUUCUUCGAAAUCGUUCCCCUGCUUCAGGACAAUCAUCGAAAAUGAUCCGUCCGCUCCAGAGGAGUUGAGAAUCAUGUAUCGGGAACUGGUGGACAAAGUCAGGCCGUCAGCUGAGAACAUUGCGGAAAACAUUGAGCCGGCACACGACGAAACAGAGCCUGCAAAUCCAUGA
Molecule: messenger RNA, 1278 nt
Organism: Colletotrichum karsti
Lineage: Eukaryota; Fungi; Ascomycota; Sordariomycetes; Glomerellales; Glomerellaceae
Exons: 1
Coding region: 1-1278 (425 amino acids)
Source: RefSeq, a predicted model, not a curated record